Molecule: messenger RNA, 2741 nt
Organism: Asparagus officinalis (garden asparagus)
Lineage: Eukaryota; Viridiplantae; Streptophyta; Magnoliopsida; Asparagales; Asparagaceae
Product: protein FAR1-RELATED SEQUENCE 5-like
Exons: 3
Coding region: 59-2545 (828 amino acids)
Biological process (GO): regulation of DNA-templated transcription
Molecular function (GO): zinc ion binding
Source: RefSeq, a predicted model, not a curated record
AAGAGAUUAACCGUCCAUUUUUUUUAAUCUGAUACUCAAAUUGAUCCUUCAGGCAACCAUGACAGAACCGGAAGCAAGGCCAGACGUUGCUAGUACAGGAGAUGUUGGUACACCGGGAUGGUUACCAAGAGUGGAUAUGCUCUUUGACAGUGAAAACGAUGCAUAUGAAUUCUACAACACAUAUGCUGAAAACUUAGGCUUCUUCAUCAGAAGAUCGACACUAUGGACGACCUCCAAGAACAUCGUCACACGAAGGACAUUUGUGUGCUCUAGAGAAGGCUUCCGUGAGAAAAAGAAAGGAGCAAGAGAGGUGAAGUCCCCACGGCCCGAAACAAGAAUUGGUUGCCAAGCUUGCAUGACCAUCAGACUCACUCCCAAUGGUAGGUAUCGGGUUACGGAGUUUGAACCCAAUCACAACCAUCAGCUUGCAACGGUAUCAACAAUCAACAUGCUAAGGGCAAAAAAGAUGAGACGAAAGGCUCGGGCUGUUAGAGCUGAUUUGGUGGAUGAUUCAGUGAGAACUCCGGAGUUUGAAACUGAAGACGAGGCCUAUGAGUUCUAUAGCAUGUAUGCUGGAAGAAUAGGGUUUACUGUCCGGAGAGCAAGCAUGACUCUGAGUGCAGAAAGUGUUAUCACUAGAAGGAUGUUUGUAUGCUCACGGGAGGGUUUUCGAGAGAAUAAAAAGGGGUCAAAGAGGGUAAAAAAGCCUCGUCCCGAGACUAGAACAGGUUGCCCUGCUUGUAUGAUCAUCAGGGUUAUGCCUAAUGGAAAGUACCAUGUAUCAGAGUUUGUAACUCGUCAUAACCAUCAGCUAGCUACCCCUUCAUCAGCUGACUUGAUAAUGUCACAUAGUGCAGAAACUAGUGCACUAGAUGAUGAGCUAGGUCAAGUCGAUUUGCUCUCUGAUGAAAAAGAUCGAGAUAAUCAGGAUGUCAAUUUACUCUCUGAUGAAAAUAAGCUUUAUCCUCGACCUUUGAAAACUAUGAGGAGCGGAGACGUAGGGGCCAUAAUGCAGUAUCUGCAGAAGGCGCAGGAGGAGAAUCCUUCAUUCUUUUAUGGUAUGCAGGUUGAUGACAAUGAUACUAUGAUUAGCUUCUUUUGGGCAGAUUCGAAAUCUAUGAUGGACUUCACCUAUUUUGGUGAUGCAGUUUGUUUGGACACUACCUAUAGAUUGUAUGGCUAUGGCAGGCCUCUUGUGCUAUUCAUUGGUGUCAAUCACCACAAGCAGGCUGUAGUUUUUGGUUCAGCAUUUCUGUAUGAUGAAAGUGUAAACUCUCUUAAGUGGUUGUUUGAGACUUUCAAGGUGGCAAUGGGUGGGAAACAACCAAAGACAAUAUUGACUGAUCGGUCUCCUGUAAUCAAGGAGGCAGUAGCUGCGGUUUGGCCAGGUACAAAUCAUCGGUAUUGUGUGUGGCAUAUUUACCAAAAUGCCAUUGAGCAACUGAGUCAAGCAUUUCAUGGCUCAAAAACUUUGUCAUAUGACUUCAGCAGAUGCCUGUUUGAUUAUGAGGAUGAGGAGGAGUUCAUCUUGGCAUGGAAUGCAAUGCUAGAGAAAUAUGACCUCAAAGACAACCAGUGGUUAGCUAUGCUCUUUGAGGACAGGGAGAAAUGGGCUUUAGUGCAUGGAAGGCAUGCAUUUUAUGCCGAUUUGAAAAGCGUUCAACAAAAGGAUACCUUGAAUAGUGAAUUAAAAAAACAUUUAAGUCUAGAAACUGACCUCUUAUGUUUUUUUGAGCAUUAUGAAAGGAUACUGGGUGAAAGACGAUAUGCUGAAGUUCAAGCUGAUGUUCAUGCCAAUCACAAUGCACGGAAAUUGCCUUCUAUGCGUAUUUUGAAACAAGCUGCUAGUGCCUAUACUCCUGCUGCGUUUAAAAUGUUCGAGAGGGAAUUCGAGCUAUACAUGGAUUGUAUGCUAUACAGUUGUGGUGAAGUUGGAACAAUAUCAGAAUACAAGGUCACAAUUGAGGAGAGAAUUAAAGAUCACUUCGUGAAAUUUGACUCCCUUGAUCUAACCGCCACGUGCACAUGCAAAAUGUUUGACUUUAUAGGAAUUCAAUGUCGUCAUGUGUUGAAAGUGCUGGAUGCCAGAAAUAUAAAAGAUCUUCCUCCGCACUACAUUUUGAAGAGAUGGAGAAAGGAUGCAAAGACUGGAGGAAUUAGUAGCAACUGCUGUAUACCAAUUGGUGAUGAUCCUCAGUCAUCUCUUUCAAAACGUUAUGGCAACCUCUGUCGAAUCUUUAGUAUUGCUGCAGCUAGGGCUGCGAAAACUAUGGAUUCAUGUACAUUCGUUGAGAAUCAGUCAGAUUUGCUCAUUGAUCAGGUAGAGCAAGUAUUGAGAACAAGAGCUCUGGAGCUACCUCCUCUUAUUACUUCCUCAUCUGAUCGACCCCAAAAUCCAAUUGAUAAUGUCAUUGCUGGAAAUUUCCGCUAUGAUAAGAUGAACCAAACAAGCUUUGUGGCUCAUUCUAAUGGAUUACUUAGCUCGCAACAUUCACAUCCAACCAUAUGUUGGGGACAGUUUCCUGCUAGGCUGCCAGAGCAGUAACUGAGGAUACGAAACGUUACCCAAGUCUGAUGGGGGAUAUUGCAUAGCGUAAGCUGUAAUAAUUUCUUCUGAUUAUAUUCUAUCUCAUGUUGUAGAUAUCAAUUCUAGAUGUUAAAGCGUUUUCAUUGUCAUUAACUUUGCUUCAAUCUCACGGUGGGCAUGAGAAAUUAUCUAAAGAUCGGUUGCGUAUAUUCUA